Durotheca rogersii is the source of this 342-nucleotide messenger RNA. Its product is annotated as mitochondrial chaperone. Lineage: Eukaryota; Fungi; Ascomycota; Sordariomycetes; Xylariales; Xylariaceae. Gene Ontology annotation, cellular component: PAM complex, Tim23 associated import motor. The coding region runs from base 1 to 342 and encodes 113 amino acids. Gene Ontology annotation, biological process: protein import into mitochondrial matrix. The record is from RefSeq and is a predicted model, not a curated record. Gene Ontology annotation, molecular function: ATPase activator activity. The transcript is spliced from 3 exons.
AUGGCCUCAGCUCUUGCUAUCGGGACUGGUAUCGCUGUCGCUGCAUUCCUUGGCCGUGCUGGCCUCGUCGCGUGGCGGCGCUCGCGUGGCGGCGUCGGUGCCCUUGGUAAGGCCUUCUACAAGGGCGGCUUCGAGCCGCGCAUGACGAAGCGCGAGGCCUCGUUGAUCUUAUCUCUCAACGAGCGCGCCGUCACCAAAGAGAAGAUCCGCAAGGCCCACCGCACGCUCAUGCUGCUGAACCACCCGGACCGUGGCGGUAGCCCCUACCUCGCCACUAAAGUCAACGAGGCCAAGGAGCUGCUCGAGAAGAGCACAGGCGCAGGUGGUAACGGUCCGGCGUAG